AUGCCCCUUGCAGUCUACUUUCCCUCUCUGCUCCAUCUUACAAUCGAAGACACGGAUUUUGAUUAUGACAAGCUGGAGGCUUUGAAGAACUGCCUGGUGGAACGUUACGAGAGGAAGGCCGAAGUGCGCGAGCUGACGCUUUCUCGAUGUCGUCGCCUGACGACAGAGCUUGUUGACGAACUUAGAGAAAUCGUUGCCGAUGUGAUUUGGGAUGGUGGGACUACCACGGGCUGGGGAUUGACAUUAAAAUCGCUGGCAGAGGUGUGCGAUUUAAAGGUGUUGAUUGCUUCUGUUAUGAUCCUUGCACAAUUACAUCUUGCAAAAAGAUCGCUCACGCUUGUUAGCGCUGAGCUUGAGGCUGCGGCGAGGCAUAGAGUACUAAACUGUGAUUCAAAAUAUCAAGUGCAAUUCCAGAUUGUAAAACGUUCAGCGCUCGGCCUGAAUCAACUCUUUAAAACUAUUCUAACCUUGGAACCUUCAGAACUUGAAAUCGAUUUCCCAGCUGGCGCAAUCUACAUCCGAAAUCGACCCGAGUCUUUUUUUCCAAUCCCCGAGCCCCCUCUGGAGUGUGCAAUUCAAAACAUCAAGUGCGAUUCCAAAUUGUUCAAAACGUUCAGCGCUCAGCCUGAAUCGACUCUCCGAAACUAUUCUAACCAUAGACCAGUACAGCGCUUCAGCAAGGAUAGCUGUGGUCAUCCAAAUCAAUUCCGCCAUACGAGCGAAUGA
Laccaria bicolor S238N-H82 is the source of this 726-nucleotide messenger RNA. RefSeq lists its product as uncharacterized. Lineage: Eukaryota; Fungi; Basidiomycota; Agaricomycetes; Agaricales; Hydnangiaceae. The coding region runs from base 1 to 726 and encodes 241 amino acids. The transcript is spliced from 3 exons. The record is from RefSeq and is a predicted model, not a curated record.